UGUCAAUGUCAUUUUAAAAAGUGAAAACAACGUGAAAUUAUAAACUUUUUUGUUUUUGCAUAAUUUUGUCGUAAAAUUGGAUAUACAAACAAUAAAUGGAUUAUAACGAGUGUAAUUGCUAGGUUGAAAACUCAUAGCGCAGUGAAAUACGUGUUCCACAAAAAUGGCAAUGAAUUACGUUCGUCAAUUUGCAAGAACCGCUCUCAGAGCACCAAAGUUAGGGUUGGUGUCACAGAGAGCGAUAAAAACGAGUGAACCGGCGAGACUUGGCAUGAUACCCAUAGUGGUGGAACAGACUGGCAGAGGAGAGAGGGCUUACGACAUUUACUCCAGGCUUCUACGUGAACGCAUAAUUUGUCUAAUGGGACCGAUAAACGAUGACAUUAGUUCGCUAGUUGUAGCCCAACUGUUAUUCCUGCAGUCGGAAUCUAGUAAAAAACCUGUACAUUUGUAUAUAAACUCUCCAGGCGGUAAUGUGACUGCCGGCCUCGGUAUUUAUGACACAAUGCAGUAUAUAACUCCGCCGGUCGCGACGUGGUGUGUGGGACAAGCUUGCAGUAUGGCAUCAUUACUUUUAGCAGCUGGUGCGACCGGAAUGCGUCACGCUUUACCAAACUCCCGCAUAAUGAUUCACCAACCGUCCGGCGGUGUCAGAGGUCAAGCUACUGACAUUCAAAUCCAAGCAGAAGAGAUUUUAAAACUGAAAGCACAGAUCAACACUCUCUAUGUCCGUCAUACUGGUUUGCCUAUAGAAAAAAUACAGAGUUCUAUGGAGCGUGAUUAUUUCAUGUCCCCGUCGGAAGCUAAAGUUUUUGGUCUGAUUGACAAUAUACUGGAGCACCCACCGUCUCAUGCAAUGGAAAAUGAAUGUUCACCGCCACCAGCAAGCCCGGCUCCUGUGACUGCUACUGAUUAGAUAUAAUUAGAUAGAAAUAUGUAACAAAUUAUUUUCAUUAUUGUUGACAAUGAUGUAAAAAAUAAACAGAGAGAUUAAUAACUGUUUUAGCUUGGUAGUUAAAUAUGAACAAUAUAGGUUGGUAGUGUCACAUAUAGUUUUCUCUAUCAGCUGAAUUCAUUUUAUUGUAAAUGCAUCAAAUUGGUGCUACAUUAAUGUCAAUUUACAUAUUUUAUAUCAUUUAUCACAAUUACAGUUUGUUUCAUGUAGGAUGGUGCGGGUGUCAGUUCGUUUCACUCUUGAAAGUUUGCCACAAUUCACUAUAAUAGUACAUAUUAUGAACAUCAUACAGGCGACGGUCACCAUGCCCAUGCUAACUGAAAAAAGCUUCAGUGCAAAUACAAUGUCUUCAAAAGCAUAUACUAUUAGUAAGUUAGUAGUUGUAACUUAGGUCAGGCAAUUACUAUCAAUAAAACUCCAAGACUAAAAUCUGACAGGUUGUGAUUGAAUGGGUGAACUUUGAACUGGCAUACAAGGUUGUUGAACUGCACUGUUUCAAGGUUAUGCCAACUUUUUGUCUUUGUAGUGAUGAGACAAAAUCAAAGCAAUUGUAAUUGAAUAUCUUUGUCCUAUUUGAUCACAACCUAUCAAAAACACAAUCUCAGUACAAAGUAUGUACUCUCUCUUUUUUAAUUAUAUCAUUGGUUAUGGGUAUAGUAAAAUAUAUGAGUUUUAAUUUUUCAUA
Molecule: messenger RNA, 1640 nt
Organism: Bicyclus anynana (squinting bush brown)
Lineage: Eukaryota; Metazoa; Arthropoda; Insecta; Lepidoptera; Nymphalidae
Gene: ClpP
Product: ATP-dependent Clp protease proteolytic subunit
Exons: 1
Coding region: 164-916 (250 amino acids)
Biological process (GO): protein quality control for misfolded or incompletely synthesized proteins
Cellular component (GO): endopeptidase Clp complex
Molecular function (GO): ATPase binding; serine-type endopeptidase activity; ATP-dependent peptidase activity
Source: RefSeq, a predicted model, not a curated record